CCUGGUUUGAAAUCCAAAUAUGGAUUCACGACCGGUGCCAGGGAUGGACUAUCGAACUCGGUUCAAAGGCUUUCUGACACUGGAAGAACAGAGAACGAAAUUAGUAGAGGAAAUCCUAGCGAAGCUUGACGCUGUAACGGCGCGGCUUGAUACUGUAGCGAAUGAAAGUGCCAGAGAAGCGUCGAUUCUCAAAGCCGAUUUGGAGAGCGAGAAAGAAGCACGCCGUGUAUGGCAGGACAAGUCUGCGACGUUGCGGGACCGUUUAUCGUCCAUGGAACAAGCACGGUUUGUGCUUGUGUUAAUCGAUGCAGAUGCGGAUAAUUACCUGUUCCAUGAGAAGUAUCUGUCGCGUGGUUCGGUUGGAGGGCAGGCUGCCGCAGAUCAGUUCAUGGAGAAAGUUCGAGAGUAUCUGUCAUCUCUCGGUUCCACGAUCGAUGACCCUAAGGCCGUGCCCGUAAUGGUGAAGGCCUAUGCCAAUCUGAGUGGAUUGGCGCAAGCGUGUGUAAGAGACAGGAAGUUGAGUUCCGUUAGUGAUAUGGCCCAGUUUUGGCUCGGGUUCACGCGGCGGUAUCCCCUUGUCGACUUCGUCGACGUUGGUUCGGGGAGAGAGGAAGCGGAUAAUAAGUUGAGAAAGGUGCUCGAUUUUCACAUCGGCAAUCCCCAGUGUGAGCAUACAUUGCUUGCCUGCUGCCAUGACGCAGGUUAUGUUCCGGAUCUUAGACACCAUGCAGCGCAGUCUUCUGAGCGCAUUACUCUCCUUUUCGCCGGUCAUGUAAGGUCGGACAUGAGUGCUCUAGGUUUCCGAGCUACUCGUCUCUUUGAGCCUCUCUUUUCUCAGAACAACUCACCUCGGGUGUCACAGGUCCCAAUGGAUGGCAGAGUUCGCCAACUGUCAGGGAGCACUAUCCAGCAAACCUUGGACAUAAUCACGGCCGAGGCGUCUGCUCCCAUCAAAGAGAAACCAGUUAGCAACUGUGGGAGGUUACGUCCGAUCUUUCGGACUGCUGCGGGGAAGCGCAUUGAUAAAGUUUUGAGUGUGGAGAAACGUCUUUUGCAGGAGAUGAGAGAACGAAAUUUGUGUAGUUGGCACUAUUUGCGUUCCGAUUGUCAGAAGAGAGGUUCUUGUGAAAGGGUCCAUAAUUAUCCGAGGCCUUUGAGCCCGGAGCAGUAUGAUGCUCAGUGGUUAGUUGCACGGCAGGGUGCCUGUUAUACCCUGCGCAAGAGAGGCGAUUGCGAUGAUGAUCAGUGUAUGUAUGGCCACGGUGUUCCUUGAAGUUAUUGCUAUCAUGAGGUUGGGUAUACCUUGGAGAUGGAGCUAGAAAGCGAGAUCCCUGUUGAGGUGAUUUCGCGGGUCUGAAUUUUGGCUCGCGUUAGCGAUUGGAGUGGGUCUACAUUUCUUGGUCGGGGAUGGACGUGUCACGUUGAAGGUAUUAGAACUGCAAACAGGAGGUGGUAUUGCUUGGUAUUGUGAACAUAAUCGGAAUUCGGCUUGCUGUCCAUCCAUCCUAAGCUCUGGAGAAAGAAAAAUUGCGAUUUAAUUUCAGGUCUUGCAUAAUCAAUGUCAGCUAAGCUCUG
This is a messenger RNA of Hyaloscypha bicolor E, 1575 nucleotides long. RefSeq lists its product as uncharacterized. The record is from RefSeq and is a predicted model, not a curated record. The transcript is spliced from 5 exons. Lineage: Eukaryota; Fungi; Ascomycota; Leotiomycetes; Helotiales; Hyaloscyphaceae. Bases 20 to 1273 code for a protein of 417 amino acids.